This is a messenger RNA of Neolamprologus brichardi, 1596 nucleotides long. RefSeq names its product family with sequence similarity 107 member B (gene fam107b). NCBI's taxonomy places the organism in Eukaryota, Metazoa, Chordata, Actinopteri, Cichliformes, Cichlidae. The record is from RefSeq and is a predicted model, not a curated record.
CUGUAAAACAGACUUUGAACUCCAACCAGCUCAGUAGCAGACAGCUGUGCAGAACAAAGCACGACUCCUGCACGAGGCUUUACGAGAUACCAAUUAAAAAAGGGAGCCAGAGAGGGAGAGAGGACGGCGUGUUUUAAUAGCUUUUCUUGGAGAAUACAUCCCAAAUCAAAAUAACAGAGAUGGCUACAAUGUUCAGAUACCCCGUCUUUCCUCAUCUGCAGGAUCCCUGUGAUCCUGGUUUGUCGCUGUCAGCAGGGAGGAGUGUCAUGGCGGAACCGGACUAUAUGGACGAAGACUGUGAUGAGCUCAUCAAGCCCAAGAAACUGAUCAACCCAGUGAAAACCUCCCGUAAUCACCAGGACUUGCACAGAGAGUUGCUCAUGAACCAGAAGAGGGGUCUGGCUCCUCAGAACAAACCUGAGCUCCAGAAGGUUCUGGAAAAGAGAAAGAGGGACCAAGUUCUCAAGCAACAGAAAGAGGAGCAAGAAGCCCACAAAAAGAGGAGUGACUUGGAGAUAGAGCUCAUGAAAAGACAACAGAAACUAGAGCAGCUUGAACUGGAGCAACAGAAAAUUGAGGAGGAACAGGAGAACACCCCCGAGUUUGUGAAGAUGAAAAGCAACCUGCGCAGGACCAAGCAGGAGACCGACGGGGAGGAACGAACCACCUAAAAAAAAACCCAUCAGGGGUGGCUGGGUCUGGCUGACUGUGCACAUUUUUGUGAGCACAGAGGCAACAGGAGUGUGUGUACAAAGGAGAGAGAGUGUGUUGUAUCUGUGGUACACGGUGGUGACCAUGAUCUUGGACCUGGCUUUCCCAACCUAGCUGUUCCUUCGUGCAGUGAGGAGAGAGACUUUAAAGAAUAAAGACCCACCCUCGGUCUGCCUGCAAUGGACCGCCAGUACUCAUACCCACCCAGCAGCACACAGCACCCCCCACAGGAGGACCUAACACAUGUUACAUGAUUUUUUUCCACAAGGGCGAGCAAGCUUUCAAGGAGCUCUGAGGGAGAUGCGACCAAACACACGCACACACAGACACACACACACAGGAGUAUUUGUCCCCUAUGUUUUUCACUCCUUUCUCCACAGCAAGCUCUCAUUUCUCUUUACUGUUAUUGAUGUUGUCAUUGUUAUUGUUGUUGUUUUUUUUUUUUGUUUGUUCUCACAUUCAGAAUCAAAAAAAGGAAAAGCGGACACUGGAUGGACUCUUGAAGCUGUGUAAUGUAAAAGCCAAACAAAUGUGCUUUUAUUAUUUAUGUUCGUAGCUUUUAGCGCUGGUAUAGGGGAGGACACUUUUAGUCAUUCUGUUUUGUUUUGUUUUUUUGUUUUGUUUUUUUUUUUAAGUUUGUUUUACUGCAUAGUAUAUGAAGCCAGAACAGGACAAAGGGAGUGCGUGGUUGUGUGAAACACUCGAAUUCGCUUUAUUUUUUUUAAAUUGUACACAUGCCAUUUCCUCAGCUAAUGCAAUUUUGAGCAAUAGUAAAACUCCCAGGCAUGAGAGUGACUUUUCUUUAUAUAUUCUGUUGUUUUCGUUUUGUUUUGUUUUGUAUGAAUAAAAGUGUUACUUAAUAAAUAAUUUAAGUUUUGUGAGGCU